AAUGGCUGCAGUUUACUGCGCCGCCGGUUCAGUCGGUGUGUGACUAACGGUGUUGGUGGUUCACCAUGAUUCAUAAACGACAAAAGUCCACCAGUGGCCCACUCUUGUGUUUGUUACCGGUAUUAACUGUGCUCGUACUGCAAAAGCUACCUUCAGUUGUCACCGAAUCCCCGGAAAAUGCAACCGAUCCAAAAGCAUGGUUUGAACGUAUGAACGCGGAAUUACAUGCACUCAACCGUGAGGCAGCACAGUACGGAUGGGAUUUAAGCACACAACAUCAAUCCCGUGUGGAGUUCACGCUAGAGAGCAUGGUUCAAUUAGCUCAGCGCAAGUCUGCCUGGCUGCAGGAUACAUGCGACGAGGGCGCCCUCUACCGUCAGCAUGGAUGGCCAUAUGAUCGUGCUUACUAUUUGCUGUGCCGCGGACCUCGCAAUACCCCGGAGGAAUUACGUGAAAUGGCUCAGCUAUUUUCCUUCAUCCAGCGGAUUUACACCGAGACAGAAGUGUGCAUUCCGGCGAACUGUGGACUUCACCGCCCUGAUGAUGACGGAAAUGAAGACGCGACUAUUCUGUGGGGCAAUACUUUCGUACAAUAUCCUGGUCUUACCAUGGGACAUUUGGAUCUCACCAUUGUGGCGCCAAUAUUUUCGCAAGGGCUUACUCCAACUGUUCCGACCAAAUUACCCCACGAACUAAAAUGCUUCUCGGGGGAACCCGACCUAGAGCGCCUGAUGUUAUUGGAUGGAAUAGACCACGUGUGCUCUGGGCGUUUCCCCGACGAGACUGUUUUACGAUGGGCCUGGGAAUCCUGGCGAAUGGCAGUAGGGCCUCCGAUGCGACAGCCAUAUGGACGACUGAUUGAGCUAAUGAAUAGAGGCUGCAUGCGUGGCGCCAACCAUCGCGAUGUGGGUGAAUGCUGGCGUGAGGAGCUGGAGAUCCCUGAGUUGCGCAUUUUGGUCGAUCGUUUGUGGCACGAGGUGAAACCAUUCUAUCAGAAGCUACACGCCGUUGUACGCCAUGUUGUUCGAGAGAAAUACCCAACAGAGGCAUCGUCGAUCGACACCGAUGGACUGAUUCCAGCGCAUCUUCUCGGUGGCAUGUGGAGUCACAGCUGGACGGGCUAUAGGCAUGACAUUAUCCCGCAUUCCAUCAACAUAGAUCAAACACUCGGGAGGGCUAACUGGACUUCGAUGGACUUAGUGCGACGCGCUGAAGAUCUUUACGCAUCGCUCGGAUUUUCGCGCAUGACGGACGAGUUCUGGAAGCACAGUCUUAUCGGUAGGGGCGCUAGUGGUGGCAAGUGUCACGGAACGGCAGCUAACAUGUUUGCGGACGGAGCGGAUGAUUAUCGUAUGAUAGUGUGUCCACGGUCCGAAGCUGCUGGUCAUGAUUUUUACGUUACUGUACACGAAAUGGGCCACAUUGUCUACUACAUGGAGGCGUCGAAACAGCCGACCAUCUUCAGUGAUGGAACUACAGCCGCAUUCCAGGAAGCGCUCGGAGAUUCCAUCUACCUGGGUGCUGUAACGCCACAACAUCUUGUGCGACUCGGAUUGCUUGAUUCUAAGCACAUGGCACCGGAAGCCACGGAUUUCGGAGCGAGCUCCAUGAUAAAUACCUUCGAUUAUGCAUUUUUGUUACACAUGGCGCUGGGGAAAUUCCCUACCAUGCCUUUCGAAUAUCUUAUGGAUCAGUACCGAUGGGAUGUUUUCGAUGGAAGUGUUGACUAUGCUCAAGAUGCAAACAGCUACUUUUGGUUUCUGCUCGAACGACAGCAGGGCAUUCGGCCACCGUCUUCUGUGAAUUCGCGACGCGAACUAUUCGAUGCUGCCUCCGUUUACCAUUUGUCGGAUAAUACACCUUUCGUGCGCUAUUUUCUGGCCAGCUUUCUGAGCUAUCAAAUCUAUGAGGGAUUAUGCCGUAGUGCUCUUUUCGGUACUGUUAGCAAUCCUACCAACGAGAUCCCAAUGCCGCUACAUCGCUGUGAUCUGUACGGCUCCAAGAAGGCCGGUAAACUGUUACGCAAGUUACUGGCACUCGGUGCCUCUGUACACUGGACAGAUGUACUGGAAGAGCUUACCGGAGACGUGGAGAUAUCGGCCAAAAGUUUGCUCAAGUACUAUCAACCGUUGGACGAAUUUUUGGAUCGUUUCAUUGCACGCCAUCGUCUCAUCGUUGGAUGGGAACACUAGGAGAAAAAAUUUUAAGAAACGGAAAUCAUAUCGCACAUUGGGAACUGGUUGACAAAUGGGAACCAUUAUUUUUAUUUUUUCUGUUCUUCCACUCUUUUUGGUACGUGCGUGCGUAUAGUUGUUGUUUUAUGUUGGUUAACAAAAAUAGUCAAAUUGUUUACCCCGUGUACACUGUCCCGCUUGUUAGUCAUUGCGUUUGCUAUUAUUUCCAUAUUCAUUCUACUUUUUUGUAGCAUCUUUCAAGUUUCUUAAAUUUCUUUUCCGAUCAAAAUCCGAUUCAGUUCGAUUUGUUCAUUAACACUGCUUAUUGGUGCUGCUCAAGCCGCUGUGCUGGGCUGUUUCAUGACACACCUAGAGCAAGCUAUGGUAAAAUGCUUCAUCUAUUCGUUUUACGCAUUUGGAUUUAUAUUUGCAAACAAUAAUGUUUUACGGGCUAUUGGUUGGCUCCCUCCUUACAUAACGGCAGUAGCGGAACACAUUAAACAACGUCAAUUUGGGACUUCUACAUCCGUUUGCAAACUUUCGCUUUGCUUAGUUUAUUAACGCUAAACUGUCUCAACUAAUGCGCAACAACCAGUUGUCGAAAAGUGGCAAAACUCGAGGAAACAGUAAAAGGCUACCGUAGCAAGGGAAUAAGAGAAGUAGGAAUGGACUAGCUGGAUUGAUCAAUUGGGACAAAUGGAGUAAAUUGCCGCAAAUACCUUACACAUUAUUAGCAUGAGACUUUCAUUUUUUCGAAUUUGUAUACUAAACAUGUUCCUUUUUCGCUUUUUCUAAACAUUUAGCUUUUAAACACAAAACUGUAGGUUAUUAAUUCAACUUCGGCAUGCUUAGCUUUGCAUAAACUAAAUUUUAUUCAAGAGCGUUAUAUUGAUCGACGUAAAAAGCAUUUAAUUAAGCGUAUUUUCUCAUUUGUUGUUUUGUUUUUAACCCUAUCUUCAUUGCAAAUGUUAAAUUUAAAUUAACAUUAUACCCAACUUUAACAUAACAAUAACAUUGAAACUAACUGUGUAAAGUGAAGCACUCCAAAUCAAUAAUCAAAAAUAAAUGAUCGCAUAACUUGUAAAAAAAAUUAACGCAAUGGAAACAGAAGCAACAAAACUGAAAACACAAGCUAGGCAAGGAAUAAAAAGAAUAAACUUACCAUACAAUUUAAAGCGAUAAAGCAGAAUCGAAAAUGAAAAUGAAAAUCAACUUAAACAUAAUGAGUUUGUCAAUACUAUUUAUGUGAAAUAAAA
Messenger RNA from Anopheles funestus (African malaria mosquito), 3430 nucleotides. RefSeq names its product angiotensin-converting enzyme-like. Gene Ontology annotation, biological process: proteolysis. Lineage: Eukaryota; Metazoa; Arthropoda; Insecta; Diptera; Culicidae. Gene Ontology annotation, molecular function: peptidyl-dipeptidase activity; metallopeptidase activity. The coding region runs from base 66 to 2192 and encodes 708 amino acids. The transcript is spliced from 4 exons. Gene Ontology annotation, cellular component: plasma membrane. The record is from RefSeq and is a predicted model, not a curated record.